Molecule: messenger RNA, 1351 nt
Organism: Halteromyces radiatus
Lineage: Eukaryota; Fungi; Mucoromycota; Mucoromycetes; Mucorales; Cunninghamellaceae
Exons: 7
Coding region: 63-908 (281 amino acids)
Source: RefSeq, a predicted model, not a curated record
GUUUUACACUUUUUUUUUUUGAUCUUUUUACAUUUAUAAACUUACCAAUACUUUAUAACACCAUGGAAAAACAAAUCUUAGAGCUCUUGGAAUUUUUACAUGAACCUUCAUUAGAGGUCCGUGCGAUUGCUUUACAUCACCUCAUUGCUUAUACUCCAAAGACGUCCGAAUACCAACCUAUAUUGAUCAGUAAGCGGGCAACCUUAUGCAAGGAUUUGAAGAAGUUGGUUCGUGAAGAUCCUAUCACAGCACAUGAUGCUUUAAAGGGAUUGAUCAAUUUAUCUGCGGAUCCUCUUGUACAAAAGGAAUUAGAUGAUGAUGAAUUUCUUAAGUAUCUUUGUCUCCUAAUCACUAUUCCAAAAUCAGUAUUGGCUGAUCUUGCUUGCAUGUUACUCUCCAAUAUGACCAAAACUGAAAGCAUAUGUGUCAAGUUAUUGGAUGCCAAAACUAAUCCAUUGCCUGAUUUAAGCAAUUCUCCUCGUUUGGUGGAUCAUUUGGUUGAAGCCUUCCAUAAAGGUCAUAAGAAGGCCUACAAUCCUGAAGCAGAAUACAACUUUUUGGCUAGUGUAUUCUCUAAUCUCUCUGGUCUUCGACAUGGUCGUGUUUACUUUUUGACUCCUGAAAACAAAGAUGGUUUGGCUCCUUUGACAAAAUUACAAAUUUUUACUGAAGACGAAAACGUGAUUCGACGUGGUGGUGUGAUUACAGUGAUCAAGAACUGUUGCUUUGAAACUCGAGAACAUGAAAAUAUCUUGGAUGCUGACAAAUGGAACACUUUGCCUUUUAUCCUUUUACCUCUCUGUGGAAAUGAAGAAUACGAUCUGGAAGAAUUUGAACAGUUCCCUGAUGAAAUCCAACUGCUUGAUGAUGAUAAGGUAAUUAAAAUAAUUAAGAAACUAACAACAUAAAGACUUAAUUAUUAUUAUGAUCAUAGAAACGAGAAAGUGAUCCUGUGUUACGUAUGAUGCUUGUGGAAUCACUACUCUUGUUGACACACACUCGAUAUGGUCGUGAAUAUUUACGUAAGAAACAAGUGUACCGUGUUAUCCAACGAUUGCAUAUUCAAGAAACUAAAGAUGAUAUCAAGGAUAAAUGUGUGGAUUUGGUUGAAAUGUUGGUCCGUGAUGAAGAUGCCGCCGAAAUUACCGAAUUAGAUGACAAGAAAGAACAGCAAGAAGAAGAACAAGAAGACGAAGAUAUGAUCAUUGAAGAAAUAGUUUAGAUAUGUUUAUAUUAUAGUUUGUAUUUUACUCUUGAUGUAUUUUAUUAGUUCUUUUGUUAUUAUUUUUUUUUGUUUUGUUUUUUGUUUUUUCUUUGCUUGUUUGAAAAUAAAAAAUAUAAUAUAUCAUGA